AUGAAUCCAUCACAAGAGGGAGCCCAAAACGGAGUCGAUGCAGCCAUCUUCCAAGUUGCGGCAGAAUCCAAGUCUGAUUCCAGCCAGGGCAUGGUAAAAGACGCGGCAGCAGUCUCGGUAAACGAUAGAAGCGACGCCCAUGCUGACACGCAGCGUUCCUGCGAGCGAUAUCCUGGCAACCAGACGAGUACAUCAUGCGAGAAUAUCGACGAACCGAAAGGCUGGAAAGCCGACGACGGGCGAAACCCGAUCCUGGCGACCAUAACCACCGAGCCGUGCUCGAACAAGCCCAGUUGCGAAGACUCUGCCACCAGGCCGCAGCUCAACACCACCUCCACCAUGAGGAGCAUCAAUCCGAAGCCCGUCGUACGGCAGACGCGAUGGCGGUACUUCAGCGGCUGGAUCGUGCACCUCCCAGCGCUGGUCUUGACAAUAGGCGUGGCUGUUGUGAGCCACCAGAGGCUAUUCUGGUACCCGUACUCGGGCGUGAAGGUCGGACGGCUCGAUCUGACGGCCGACGACCUCAACAACAUCCUCCAGCUGCCGGCCAAGAUACACGAGAUCUUCAUCGUAGCCUCGCUGUCGGCGAUCGGGCUGAACAUGUUUCGGCGGCGGUUGAUCGGCGACGGUGUCCGGCUCGGGUUCCUCACCGGCGGCUAUCGGGUAGGAGACCUCGAAUAUCUCAUUAGCCCGGCGUUUUGGCGGCAGGGAACCUCCGGUUUGCAACUGUGGGAUAUCCUUCUCGCCGCUUACCUCGUCUUCGCAACGAUCUUGUCGGCGCUUGUCGGACCAGCGUCGGCAAUUCUCCUGAUCCCAACGCCAGGGUGGUAUCCCUUGGAUCACGAUCUGGCGUUCAAUAACAUCACCAUGCCGAUGGUGUACUUCUCGAAACACGAGAGUGUCUGGCCGGAAUACUUCAGCCCGGACAGGGCCCCGUGGACGGACAAACCGGUCUUUGGCCCGGUCGUUGUGAACAAAUGCACGGGCGUCCAGGGGAUCUACCAGAGCGACUGCGCCGCCGGGGGGUUCUCUGAGAUCUGGAACUGGGCUGAGAGCUUUGGAUCUAACAACCUGCAAGACAACAUCACAUUCCAGACACUGAACAUCCGGCGAAACCUGAUGUUCACCCAAUCCAACCGGUCGACAACGAUCGCCACGACGCCCUCAAGGUUCUUCGCGACAAGUGUCGGCCUGUUUGAGAAGUACGUGCAGCAGAAUCCGGUGGGCCAGUUGUCGAGGGAAGCUCGCUACAAGCUGGAGCCUAGGGGGGUUCGCUCGACAGAUACUCGGAUGAACCAGCCCAUAUACCAACCCCUUGUGCAAUCCAAAUGCAAAGUCCACCACAAAGAUGACGUGAUCUCAUCGGGUCUACCGGUGUACUACCCGACAGACUAUCUGAACUGCUUCAACGACUCGACGUGCCGGCAGGUCCAAGAGCAACCCCGGAACUUUUUCCUGACGUGGAUGAACCAGUCGCAGUGGAUGUACCGGCCAACCGCCUCGAUAUUCCGCACGCAGGGCAGGGGAAGCCCGGUCAUCAAUAUCGCCGGCCAGGUCCCGGUCGGGGUGCUGAACGGGCAGAAAGACUUGAUUUACGGCUGCAGCCUCCUCGCCAGCUGGGUCGCGGCCAAUUACACCUUCGACCCCUGGGUGAGCCACACGCUCCAGUCCAGCGUCAAUAGCGUGGACGUCAUGAGAGAGAUCGUCGGCCGAGAUUCGCUGGAGGGCGGGCGCGUCAUCAGGUUCAACGAAAGCUGGUUCCCGUUUCUGGACCCCAGGUUCAACGUGACGGGGGACGACAACCUUCCCGAGCCGUCCAGCGCCGUUCUCCGACUGUUGGACACCUUCACCACCACGCAAGACGUGAACGGCACAGCGCAGACAGUCCUGGCCGCGGUCGAGUCCGGCAACAUCCCCGCGGCGGAGCUACUGAUGCAGAAGUUGUUCGCCGUGUACCUCACCGACGGCCUGGCCCGGACGGGGUCGGGCGAGGGCGCGGGCCUGAUCCUGGAGGAGAGCGAGACGAGCAUCGUGGGCGUGGACCUGCUCUCGCAGCACGGCUACUUCGGCGGCGUCAACUACUUCGACGCGCUCAACGCGACGCACUCGACGUGGCGGAAGCAGAACAUGACGACGGUCGUGAACCAGACGAUCGCGGAGCUGUCGGCCAGCAUGUCCUCGGGGUACGUCCACAUCGACUUCGACGCGCAGCGGUACGGGUACGGCUCGGGGGACCCGCGCACGACGCUGCGGUUCGCCAUGGCCGUCAUGAUCAUCUACCUGGCCACGGUCACGGCCUACGCCCUCCUCAUCGCGGGCGCCCAAGUGCUGGAGCACUACAAGAUCGAAUGGAGGGGCAAGCCGGUGCGCGUCUGGAGCGUCAUGCCCUGGGGUAAGUUGGAGGACCUUUCGGUGCUCGCCCUGAGGUCGCAGCCGCCCGCUGACGAGAACUUGACGAGUUCCGGGCAGGACGCCAAGGAGGGGAGGGUGUGGGAGAGGGUUGUGAGAGUCAGGGCGGAUGAUCGGCAGAAUCUGCACCUGGUCUUGGAUGAAUCACGGCCGAUGCAGCGGGUACAAACCGCAAACGGUGGCUUGUAUUUUUGA
Colletotrichum destructivum is the source of this 2604-nucleotide messenger RNA. RefSeq lists its product as uncharacterized. NCBI's taxonomy places the organism in Eukaryota, Fungi, Ascomycota, Sordariomycetes, Glomerellales, Glomerellaceae. The transcript has a single exon. The record is from RefSeq and is a predicted model, not a curated record. Bases 1 to 2604 code for a protein of 867 amino acids.